This is a messenger RNA of Symbiodinium sp. CCMP2592, 318 nucleotides long. The record is from the annotation of a GenBank genome assembly. NCBI's taxonomy places the organism in Eukaryota, Dinophyceae, Suessiales, Symbiodiniaceae.
AUGUUGCGAAUCACGAAUCUUUCCGGUACCCAUUUGGCAAACAUUCCCCUGGUGGAGCUCAGCGAUGUCAAAGCACUCAAGCAGCAAUUGCACAAGCAGCAUGGCCUGCCGCCACGCUUCAGACAAAGGAUCCUUGACGAGGGAAAGGUGUUGGAUGAUGGUAUCAAGCUGGAGUCCCCAGCGCUUCUGGAGGUUACCUCGAGCUCGGUAAUGGAUCUGCAGGUUUUGAUCUUGGAGUUUUGCGAGGCUUCCGAAGAGCAGAAGGACCAGCUAUGGGAUGCGGCCGACGAGAAUUUCGUGGCCGAGGCAGAAGUCUAA